AAGUCCCAACCACCUCAUUUUGACAUAUCUCUCAUUUUUAGUCAUUGAUAAACGUCAUUUGCAUUUGUGUAUUUUGGAAGCGAAACGAGAGAGUGAAAGAAAUACCUUAUCUCAAACAACUCUUAACAUAAUUUCAAUACUUUUUUUAACUGCAAACCAACAAAACACAGCAAAAUGCCUGCUGGAGGUGCAUUAUUCGGCAGUGCCGCUACAGGACCUGGCUCCACCGGCGGUAACAAACACUUGGUUGAAGUACGAGCGGGUAAAAUGAAUUUGAAAGGCCGCAUGGUAUACCCCGACAAACGCAAGGGGCUUCUCUAUGUGUACCAAAGCGAAGAUUCUUUAAUGCAUUUUUGUUGGCAAGACCGCACCAGCGGUAUUGUUGAAGACGACCUUAUAAUUUUCCCUGAUGAUUGCGAAUACAUCAAGGUACCCCAGUGCACCACUGGGAGAGUCUAUUUGUUGAAAUUCAAGUCGUCGAAUCGCAAAUUCUUCUUUUGGUUACAAGAGCCCCGAACUGAUAAGGACGAUGACAACUGCAAACGCAUUAACGAGUUAUUAAACAACCCUUCUAGCGCAGUCCAGUCGUCGCAAUCCCCAGAUCAGGAUUUGCAGUCCUUGUUUAAUAACAUGUCCCAAUCCCAACUCAUGCAAUUAUUUGGCAGUGGUGUAGGCCAGAUGGGGGGGCUGUCUAGUCUCUUGGGGACGAUCAGGGGCCCCAACAGCGGAAGUGCUCGCACUAACACUACUCCCGCUAUUACCCAUCGUACUACCGUGCCAAGCACUCCAACCACCAACACCACCACCACAACCGUGAGCCAAUCUCCGGCCACUCCGCAAACAACUACAGCCCCUUCGGUAGCUCCUGGAGCCCCCCGAGCGAACCGAUCAUCAGAUUCGUCAUGUGGGCAUAAAAUUCAAUUGUCGGACUUGCAGAAUUUUUUGCAAGGGAUUUCCCCAAUUCAAAGCUCAUCUCAACAGUCUGUUGAUUUAUCGACUGCCCUGACAGCUGAAGGAUUACCUGGGAUUUUAAAUAAUCCGGAUGCUAUUCAAGCCCUGCGAAAUCAUUUGCCAGCAGUUGAGGGUGACCCCCAGGAAGCCUUGCGAGCAACACUGAAUUCACCUCAAUUUCAACAAGCCGUCUCCCAGUUUUCUAGCGCUUUGGAGUCGGGUCAAUUGGGGCCGGUUGUGUCCCAACUAGCGGUAAACCCAGAGGCGGUCGCGGCGGCGGCACAAGGAAAUAUGCAAGACUUCAUGAAAGCCUUGGAAAAAAAUGAAGACAACUCGCCAAAAGAUGAGGAUAAGGAAAAGAAAAGCGAGAAAAAAGAGGAUAAAGAUGAUGAUCAAAUGCAAACUGAUUAAACUGUAUUGAAGUUUAUUGAAUAAAAUUUUAAAAUGUA
Messenger RNA from Tribolium madens (black flour beetle), 1400 nucleotides. It is a transcript of the gene Rpn13, whose product is annotated as proteasomal ubiquitin receptor ADRM1. The coding region runs from base 175 to 1362 and encodes 395 amino acids. The record is from RefSeq and is a predicted model, not a curated record. The transcript has 7 exons. Gene Ontology annotation, biological process: ubiquitin-dependent protein catabolic process. Gene Ontology annotation, molecular function: ubiquitin binding; proteasome binding; endopeptidase activator activity. Gene Ontology annotation, cellular component: proteasome regulatory particle, lid subcomplex; cytoplasm; nucleus. Lineage: Eukaryota; Metazoa; Arthropoda; Insecta; Coleoptera; Tenebrionidae.